Molecule: messenger RNA, 1404 nt
Organism: Sinocyclocheilus grahami
Lineage: Eukaryota; Metazoa; Chordata; Actinopteri; Cypriniformes; Cyprinidae
Product: alpha-tectorin-like
Exons: 8
Coding region: 40-1248 (402 amino acids)
Source: RefSeq, a predicted model, not a curated record
AUAAAGUGAGUCGAGCUGGACACACAUACUUGGACCAGGAUGAAGGGUUUAGUUGUCCACGUCUGGCUUCUCCUACUGCUCCUGAACCAAAGAAACAGUAACCUGGCUUCAGCGUUACCAUCAAAUUUACCAUCAUUUCCAACAUCAUCAGCAUGGACCACACCAGACUCACCGAAUCUGGGACUAUCUUCAUCAUCCUCUUCAUCUUCACGAACCUCCGCACCAUCAUUAUCUUCACCAUUGCCAACAUCUUCAUCAUCAAUAACCUCAUCAUCAGUUUGUAAUACUUGCACUGAAAAUGAGGUCUGUGAAGAGAGAGAUGGUGUCUAUGGCUGUGGUUGCUUGCAAGGACAAAGACCAAAUCCUGAAAUCUUUGAUGCUGUGGAGUCUUGUGCCAGCAGCACUGGCUCCAUGUCUCUAUCCCGCUGCCAGCUCUUUGAAUCUGGUUUUCGUUCUGAGAACCUGCACCUAAAUGACCCAGGCUGCAGAGGAACCCUUGAGAAUGGCAGACUUGUGUUUCAUUUUGACAAUGAAGACCACAUAUGUGGUACCACUCUGAUGAGCAACAGGACUCACUUCAUCUACCAAAACACCAUUCAGUGUACUCCGAGAAACACUGACCAGAGCAUCAUUACGAGAGAGAGAUGGAUGAACAUUACAUUCUCGUGUGUGUACCCUCUGAUCCAGAACCUGUCUAUGAGCAAUGUUAUCCAAGCUGAAGGCGGAAGUGAGAUAAGCGAGGAGCCUCCUGCCGGCCAGGGCACAUACCAGAUACGCAUGAUUCCCUACCAUGAUGCACAGAUUACUAGCCCAUAUGAUGGGGAGGUGGAAAUACAGGUGAACCAGCAGAUGUAUGUGGCGGUUGAGGUGGAAGGAGUGGAUCGAAAUCAAAUCGCAACAGUUCUGGACAACUGCUGGGCCACACCUGUUAAUGAUAUUGACUAUCAUCUUCGCAGGGAUCUAAUUAUUGGAGAAUGCCCGAACCCUGAAGAUGGCACAGUGGAAGUUCUUCAGAAUGGUAUUGAUACAGCGAGCCUCUUCUCCUUCAGGAUUUUAACCUUCUCAGGAAUCUCUGACCACAUCUUCCUGCACUGUCAGGUUCAUCUUUGCCUUGUGCAGAGUGGCAGAUGUGCAACGUCAUGCGACCAUGCAUACAGACGUAGAAGGCGGCGCAGAUCUCUGGACUUCCACCACUCGGCAGCGAUCACCGUGGGUCUCAUGAGGGGUCUCAGUAACCCCGCUGAAUGAAAGAUUUUGCAUUUAUCAUCAAAAAAUGAAAUUUAAAUAUGAUUUGAAAGCACUUCCUUAUCUUGAAACGACUACAUUUAAAACAGAGAGAUAUUUUAAAUAAACACACCACUUAUAAAAACUAACUGCUUGCUGAAAAACAAUUAAAAAAGUUAA